Molecule: messenger RNA, 1756 nt
Organism: Grus americana (Whooping crane)
Lineage: Eukaryota; Metazoa; Chordata; Aves; Gruiformes; Gruidae
Gene: FEZ1
Product: fasciculation and elongation protein zeta 1
Exons: 10
Coding region: 122-1576 (484 amino acids)
Cellular component (GO): cytoplasm; axon
Source: RefSeq, a predicted model, not a curated record
UCCUCCCCCGCGCGUGCGCAGGGCGGUGCUGUGGCGGCACCCCCCGCCCCAGCCCUCCCCCUCCCGUCGCGGCGCGGAGGAUGCGGGGCUGCAGCUAAGUGGUGCGUUGGCGUGGAGGACGAUGGAGGCACCCCUCGUAAGCCUGGAGGAGGAAUUCGAGGAGGGGCCUGGGGACGAUGGGGGCACCCCGCAACGCGCUGCAGACCCGGCGCUGGCUGAGCUGGAGAGCUUCUCAGCUGAGAUGAUGAGCUUCAAGUCCAUGGAGGACCUGGUGCAGGAGUUCGACGAGAAGCUCACUGUCUGCUUCCGCAACUACGACGCUGCCACCGAGGGUCUGGCCCCUGUGCGGGGGCGUCUCCAGGCGCAGGAGGAGGAGGAGCGCCUCCAGGAUGAGGAGGUCUGGGAUGCUCUCACCGACGGCUUCGCCCCCCGGGGCUCCCCCCGGCCCUGGCUGCUCCCCGGGGCUGAGGCCCCCGACGGCACUGACCCCCAGCUCUGCGAGAAGGAGGAGGAGGAGCUCACUGAGAGGAGUGAGCAAGACUCGGGCAUCAACGAGGAGCCACUGCUGACAGCUGAGCAGGUCAUCGAGGAGCUGGAGGAGCUGAUGCAGAGUUCUCCCGACCCCGAGGCUGAUCCUGAGGGUGAUGAGGACGAGGACGAGGAGGAGGAGGAGGAGGAGGAAACCGAGGCCGAUGCUGAAGGCGAAGGCGGUGGUGGGGGCACGGAGCCCAUCCUUUUGCGCGAGCUGCGUGCUUUCUCCCCUGCCUUCAACAACAACUGCUCCCAUGAAGGGCUGGGCCGGCUGUCAACGCGGGAGCUGGCGGCAGCGGCGGGGCGUGCGGAGGCGGCGAGCCGGGCGCUGUCGGCAGAGCUGGUGGCACAGUUGGCGCGGCGGGACGAGCUGGCCUUCGAGAAGGAGGUGAAGACGGCCUUCAUCGGGGCGCUGCUGGCCGUGCAGGGGGAGCAGCGGGAGCAGCGGGAGGCCGCCCGGCGCCGCCGGCGGGACAAGGGGCUCAGCCUGCAAGGAGGGCGUCUGGAGCGUGGGAACCACAUGCCCCGGAAGCGCUUCAGCAUGGAGGGCAUCUCCAGCAUCCUGCACUCUGGCCUGCGCCAGACUUUCGGCCCCGCCACCAACGAGAAGCAGUACCUGAACACAGUGAUUCCCUACGAGAAGAAGGGGUCGCCACCUUCUGUUGAGGACCUGCAGAUGCUCACCAACAUCCUGUUUGCCAUGAAGGAGGGGAACGAGAAGGUGCCCACUCUGCUCACGGACUACAUCCUCAAAGUGCAACCCUGUGCAUCAUUGUGCACCCUCAUGCAUCACUGUAUGUGUUCAUACGUCAUUGUGCAUACUCGUACCCGUGCACAGUCGUACAUCCUCAUGGAUCCUCAUGCAUCAUCAUGGAUACUCAUGAAUCCCCGUGCACACUUGUGCAUCAUCAUGCAUCCCCGUGCAUACUUGUGCCUCAUCAUGGAUCCUCAUGCAUCCCUGUGCACGCUCAAGCAUCGCCGUGCACCCACGUGCAGCCCCGUACAGCCCCGGUGCACCCUCGUGCACACUGGUGCACACCCGUGACCUCUCUCUUUGCAGUGCUCUGCCCAACCUGAUGCAGCGCUGCCCUCACGCCCCCCACCCCGGCGCCCCCCGAAAACGGGGCCAAACCUGAGGAAAAUGGGUCGCCCGUGCCCCCCCCCCCCCCGCACUCCCCCCACCUUUGCACAGCUGGGAAAUAAAUAAUUCGUUUCAUUAAUUAAG